AUGGCGGCUAAGGAAAAAGAUGAUGUGCAGGCCCAUGUGUCUGGGCAAGCAAACAAGCCCAUGACCGCCCCUGCCCAUGCCUUGACAAUCGAAGAGGUUGUUCAUCAGCUCCAAGCCAACGUUGAGGCUGGUCUUAGCACCGAUGAAGCCAAGAGACGCCUCGAGGAACAUGGUCGCAACGAAUUCGGCGAGCAGGACGGCGUCCAGCCUCUAAAGAUCUUUAUCGGGCAAAUCGCCAAUGCACUGACGCUUGUACUUAUCCUGGCUAUGGCUGCCUCGUUUGGAAUUCAGUCCUGGAUUGAAGGUGGCGUCAUUUCUGCCGUCAUCAUUCUCAACAUCGUCGUGGGUUUCUUCCAAGAAUUCAAGGCCGCCAAGACCAUGGACUCUCUUCGGUCACUUAGCUCGCCAACUGCUCAAGCCAUUCGAAAUGGCGACAAUGAGACUGUUGUUACAGCCGAAAUCGUUCCCGGCGACAUGGUUGAACUGAAGACGGGCGACACUAUUCCUGCCGACAUCCGUCUCAUUGAGGCAGUCAACUUUGAGACCAACGAGGCUUUGCUCACUGGAGAAUCACUCCCCGUUCGCAAGGAACCCGUCCCAACCUACGCUGAUGAUACCGGACCAGGCGAUCGCCUCAACGUUGCCUACAGUUCAUCAACCGUAACCAAGGGACGAGCGCGCGGUGUUGUAUUUGCCACCGGCCUUUACACCGAAAUCGGUCAGAUUGCUGCUGCUCUUCGUGGCAAGAGUUCCCGUCGACGAGAGCCUAAGCGUCGGGAGGACGGCACUACCAGCUUCGGUCGCUGGCUGCAGGCAUGGUCUCUCACAUUCUCUGAUGCUGUGGGUCGCUUCCUCGGCGUGAAUGUUGGUACUCCCCUUCAGAAGAAGCUCUCUAAGCUUGCCUUACUCCUCCUCGGCACUGCAAUCAUCUGCGCUAUCAUUGUUCUCGGUGCCAACAGAUUUGACGCCAAGCAAGAGGUCAUCAUCUAUGCUGUCGCAACUGGCUUGUCCAUGAUCCCCGCGUCACUGGUCGUUGUUCUUACCAUCACCAUGGCUGCUGGUACGAAACGAAUGGUCCAGCGUCACGUCAUUGUGCGCAACUUGAAGAGCCUUGAGGCUCUUGGUGCGGUUUCUAAUAUCUGUUCCGACAAGACUGGGACCCUUACCCAGGGUACCAUGAUUGUCAAGAAGGCGUGGAUUCCCGGUCGUGGGACAUACUCCGUCGGCACCACCAGCGAACCGUUUAACCCGACAGUCGGACAGCUCGGCCUCAAACUUGCCCAGCCCAAGGACAUCAACUUUCGCGGCAAUGACGCUGAUGGUGAGCCUAUUGAUGGUACUGAAGCUGUUACUAAAGAUGCCACGCUCAGGGAGUAUCUCAACGUUGCCUCGCUUGCCAAUCUCGCCACUGUAAACCAGGUGAAUGGCGAGUGGCAUGGCCGCGGUGACCCUACAGAGAUUGCGAUGCAAGUGUUUGCCUCACGAUUUGACUGGAAUCGCCUUCGCCUUUCCACAGGCGAAAAAGCCCAGUGGCAACAAGUUGCCGAGUUCCCAUUCGACUCUGAUGUGAAGAAGAUGUCUGUCAUUUUCGAGAACAAGGAAACCAAUAAGCAGUGGCUUUUCACAAAGGGUGCCGUUGAACGCCUUGUGAAUUCCUGCCCGCGAUACGCGGUAGGUGACGAGAUACAAGAUCUCACCGAGGAUAUUAAGGAAGAUGUGCUCAGGAACAUGGAGGCCAUGGCCCGCCUCGGCCUUCGUGUCUUGGCUCUGGCUAGCCGAACUGACAUUCGUCACGUCAAGGACAACGAGGCUGAGUUGGAGCGUGGCGAUUUUGAGCAAGAUCUAAUCUUCCGUGGUCUCAUCGGUCUAUAUGACCCUCCACGCCCAGAGUCAGCCUCUUCUGUGCAAAAAUGCCAUGAAGCCGGUAUCAGCGUGCACAUGUUGACUGGUGACCACCCCGAGACUGCCCGUGCCAUUGCCCUCGAAGUCGGGAUUCUACCAUCCAAGAUGAACGAGAUUGCUACAGAUGUUGCCAAGACUAUGGUCAUGGCCGCUUCUGAUUUCGACAGACUAACUGACCAGGAAAUUGACGAGCUCCCCCUUCUCCCUCUCGUCGUGGCACGAUGUGCCCCUCAGACCAAAGUUCGCAUGAUUGAGGCUCUUCAUCGUCGAAAGCGCUUUGUUGCCAUGACCGGCGAUGGUGUCAAUGAUUCGCCUAGCUUAAAGCGUGCUGAUGUCGGUAUCGCAAUGGGCCAAGCCGGCUCUGACGUUGCCAAGGAGGCAUCCGAUAUUGUGUUGACGGAUGACAACUUUGCCUCUAUCCUUAACGCUGUUGAAGAAGGCCGACGCAUGUUUGAUAAUAUUCAAAAGUUUAUUCUUCAUGUCUUGGCGGAAAAUAUUGCCCAAGCAUGCACUCUUUUGGUCGGUCUCGCCUUCAAGGACAGGCGUGGUAUUUCUGUGUUCCCUCUGGCCCCCGUGGAGAUCCUCUGGAUCAUCAUGAUCACCUCUGGCAUGCCUGACAUGGGUCUCGGAUUCGAGGUUGCCGCCCCUGAUAUCAUGCAACGACCGCCACAAAACUUGAAGCAAGGUGUCUUUACACCCGAACUUUUGGUCGAUAUGGUUGUCUACGGUCUCUGGAUGUCUGCCCUCUGCCUCGCCUCCUUCGUCCUUGUUCUUUACGGUUUUGGCAACGGCGCUGCUGACCUCGGAGACAACUGCAACAACCAAUUCUCCGAAGAUUGCAGGGUUGUCUUCCGCGCUCGCUCCACGACCUUUGCCUGCCUGACCUGGUUUGCCCUCUUCCUGGCCUGGGAAAUGGUCAACAUGCGCCGAUCCUUCUUUCGCAUGCAACCGAAGAGCAAGCGAUACUUCACCCAAUGGAUCAUUGACGCCUGGCGCAACCAGUUCCUGUUCUGGGCUAUCGUCGCAGGCUUUGUCACCAUGUUCCCCAUCAUCUAUAUUCCUGGCCUGAACACAGUCGUCUUCAAGCACGCGGGUAUUAGCUGGGAAUGGGGCAUUGUCUUUGUUGAGGCUUUCCUCUUUUUCUUGGGAAUCGAGGCAUGGAAGUGGGCCAAGAGAGUAUACUACCGCCGUCAAGCGAGAAAGGCCUCGGACAUAAAGGCUGAUCUGGAGACUCGCACCUUUGGUCACUACUUCACUGGUGGUAACUUGAGUAGCGAAGAUGAAGACGAGUCCAAUUUUGACAGCGAAGCGAACACUGAGGCGAGGGGUCGUCAUACCGGCGCCAACGGGGAAAAGGAAGCUUUCUGA
Metarhizium brunneum ARSEF 3297 is the source of this 3270-nucleotide messenger RNA. It is a transcript of the gene ENA5, whose product is annotated as Sodium transport ATPase 5. Gene Ontology annotation, molecular function: P-type sodium transporter activity; ATP hydrolysis activity; ATP binding. Gene Ontology annotation, cellular component: plasma membrane. Gene Ontology annotation, biological process: sodium ion transport; monoatomic ion transmembrane transport; intracellular calcium ion homeostasis. Lineage: Eukaryota; Fungi; Ascomycota; Sordariomycetes; Hypocreales; Clavicipitaceae. The record is from RefSeq and is a predicted model, not a curated record.